This is a messenger RNA of Owenia fusiformis, 1925 nucleotides long. Lineage: Eukaryota; Metazoa; Annelida; Polychaeta; Sabellida; Oweniidae. The record is from the annotation of a GenBank genome assembly.
AUGGUUGCGAAGAGGAAAAUCGCAAUCCUCGGUGCAGGAGCGAGUGGAUUGACAGCAAUUAAAUGCUGUUUGGAUGAAGGGUUAGAGCCAGUAUGUUUUGAAAGGUCAGAUGAUAUCGGGGGACUUUGGAGGUACACUGAAGAAGUAAUAGAUGAUCAGGCAUGCGUUGCCAAAUCUACGGUGAUCAAUACCUCAAAAGAGAUGAUGUGUUAUAGUGACUUUCCCAUUCCAAAGGAAUUUCCAAACUACAUGCAUAAUACGUAUGUGAUGAAGUACUUCCGUCUUUACGUCGACAAAUUUGACCUGGCAAAGCAUAUCAGAUUCAAAACGACAAUCGGGUCUGUGAAAAAAGCAGAGAAUUACAGCCAGACUGGCAAAUGGGUGCUUGAAUUAACAAACUUAAACACAAACGAAGAGACCAACGAAACCUUCGAUGCUGUCUUAGUAUGUACAGGACAUCACGCCGAGAAAAAUAUUCCAACUUUCCCAGGUUUGGAGAAGUUUAAAGGCAGGGUACUACAUAGUCAUGAGUACAAACACGUGAGAGGUUAUGAAGACAAGAAUGUACUUAUUGUUGGUAUAGGUAACUCAGGUGGUGAUGCGGCCGUUGAAAUAAGCAGAGUUUCUAAGCAGGUGUAUCUGAGUACGCGGAGAGGCGCUUGGAUUUUGAACCGAGUUGGGCAAAAUGGUGUACCCCUUGAUCUGAUCUUCACCAAUCGCUUCUCAGAUGUCCUUAGGAAAGUUGUUCCAACACCUAUUCUAAUGAGCCUGGCGGAAGGGCAGGUUGAAAGCCGUUUUAACCACGAGAAAUAUUCAUUAAAACCUCAGCAUAGAAUAUUCCAGCAGCAUCCAACCGUGAAUGACGACCUUCCCAACCGUAUCAUAUGUGGUGCAGUCCAGAUUCGCCCUGAUAUCAAACAAUUUACAGAAAAUGGCGUUGAGUUUGAUGAUGGGACCACAAUUAAUGACUUAGAUGUUGUCAUAUUAGCGACAGGGUAUAAAUUUGGAUUUCCAUUUUUGGACAAAGAUGUUAUUGAGGUGAUCGAAAAUAAAGUGAAUUUGUUCAAGUUCGUCUGGAAUCCAGAUUUGGAGCACCCUACAAUGGCGUUUAUAGGAUUCUUUCAGCCCUUGGGUGCCAUAAAUCCUAUUGCAGAACUGCAGUGUAGAUGGGCAGCGAGUGUUUUUAAGGGUGACCUCAAACUUCCUUCCAAAGGGCUCAUGUGGGCCGAUAUCAAAAGGAAACAGGGUGAAAUGGCAGAGAGGUACUACAAUUCAAAACGCCACACCAUACAAGUAGACUUUGUGUCAUUCAUGGAUGAAUUGGCAGAACAAAUUGGAUGCAAACCGGAUAUAUGGAAAUUGUUUAAAGAAGAUCCUAGGCUGGCUCUAAAAUGUUUGUUUGGUCCAUGCAUGCCCUAUCAAUACCGACUGGUUGGACGAAAUUCAUGGCCGGGAGCCAAAGUGGCCAUUCAGACAUUGUGGGAAAGAGUCGAUGCUCCGCUGAAGACACGCCCUACUGGGAACAAACCGACAUCAGGGACAACAAGAUUUAUAUUCCAGUGCUUCCUAGUGUUAAUUAUAGCAUACAUUUUCAAAAUCAUCUUUGGGUUCUGAGUGAAAGUGAAACUGUGAAUGCAGUUUUCUUCUCAACUGGACUAGUUUUAUGCUUUCAAAAUAAUGUAAUGUCUAGUAUACUAGUAGUAGUAUGUCUAGUAUAUCCCUACACUGACUAUUAAAUAUCGAAGAUACGUUUAAGAAUAAAAUGAAAUGUAAAGAAGAUACAACAAAAUAGUGGUAUGCAAUAUGGUAUUCUUUUCAUUCCUUAAAGCUUGUUAAAAGGAUGUUUUUCUUCAGUUUAUAACUAGACUCUGCAGGCAGGGUUCAGUAAUGACAGAGAUAUGGCAGUGUAUAAAAGGACAACAAUC